This is a messenger RNA of Yamadazyma tenuis ATCC 10573, 946 nucleotides long. NCBI's taxonomy places the organism in Eukaryota, Fungi, Ascomycota, Pichiomycetes, Serinales, Debaryomycetaceae. The record is from RefSeq and is a predicted model, not a curated record.
UCUUUAUUUAUCUGUACCAUGAGUGAUGCCUCCAUCGAACAAGCGUGUGAUUCGUGCCGAAAGAGAAAGUUAAAGUGUUCCAAAGAGUAUCCCAGAUGCCUGAAAUGCCUCACCCAUAGUUGGGACUGCUGUUAUAGUCCCCGGAUGGUUCGGUCUCCACUCACAAGAAACCAUCUUACAAAAGUUGAAAACCGGGUCCAAAAGUUGGAGUCGAUUUUGGAAUACUUGGUGUCGCAUGCGUAUGACAUUGACCAAUUGGUUGCCGACCAAAAUUACAAAUCCACCUUGUCUGAACAUCGGCAGGCCUUAGAGGGCUUGCACCAGAAACAGCCCCAGUCGCAGCACCAGACGCAACAGCCGCAGCUCGGGGCGCUACAGUCGCAGUCGCAGUCGCACAAACUGCCACUGGAACCCGCCGCGUCCAAUUCGGCGUCUCCCAGCUCGCGCCCCAUGGCGAGUGACUCUUCGCGCGAUACCGCCAUCGCCUCGGCCUCGACUCCGGCCACCUCCCACAAUGACAAGUUUGACAUCACCGGGAUACCGGUAUCACCAAAACCGCUUGAAAUUGACUCCGAUUACCUCGACUCCAACCUAAACUCGUUGGCCCACUCUCCCACUUAUUCAAUCUUUUCUAACGAGAGUGAGGUCAAAUUGGAUCUCAAUUUGAUCCAGUCGAAUGAGCUUAAUGAUAAAAUGCUAGUGGACUACUUGGACCUCGGUAUCUCGGGGGCCCGCAAGGCUCAGUUCGAAAUGCCCGAGUCUGGUUCACUCGCGGGAAUAAAGAAGAUAAAACUUGAACCUUCGGAUGGGUUUGAGUUGCUGGCAUCUCGCCAGAAUAAUGAGAUUGGAGACUACUCCAUUUUUGAUGAGGUUAUAAAUUUUAACUAGAGUAUAGACGAAUAAAUUACGAAACGAGUGCUGGGUAGAGGGUAGGGUAGUUGCUCCA